Messenger RNA from Fusarium venenatum, 1212 nucleotides. RefSeq lists its product as uncharacterized. Gene Ontology annotation, molecular function: oxidoreductase activity. The record is from RefSeq and is a predicted model, not a curated record. NCBI's taxonomy places the organism in Eukaryota, Fungi, Ascomycota, Sordariomycetes, Hypocreales, Nectriaceae.
AUGCGUGCCGGAUUUCUUUCCCUUGUGGCACUCAACGCUAUCAGCGUUUUGGCUGCCCCCAAGCCCACCACAAUUGAUGCCUCUGCUCCUGAGGUGACAAACAUUGAUGAGAUCGCUGAUCUUGCUGCUGCUGCCUACAAGACUGCCCAAGAGCUUGCUGGUGGCAAAACCAAGCGUGCCAACACUUGUGAUUGGAGCAAGGUCCGCGUUCGACGAGAAUGGAACACACUCUCCAAGAGUGACAAGCAGGCUUACAUCAAGGCUGUCAAAUGUCUCCAGUCCAAACCUGCCAAGGGUCCUGCAGAAUUUGCCGCUGGAGCCAAGACAAGGUUCGAUGAUUACGUUGCUUUGCACCUUAACCAAACCAAUGCCAUACAUUAUACUGGCAACUUCCUCUCGUUCCACCGCUACUAUACUUGGUUGUAUGAGGAGUCUCUUCGAAACGAGUGCGGCUACAAGGGAACUCAGCCUUACUGGGACUGGUCACUCACUGCCAUUAGUGGCCUCAAGAAGUCUCCCAUCUUUGAUGGUAGUGAUACAUCCCUCUCUGGUGAUGGUGAGAGCAUUGGCAAGACCCCCGAUAUCGUUCUUGGAGCAUCCAGUGGUCUGCCUCCCGUGUACCUCGAGACCGGCAAUGGAGGUGGCUGUGUCACGUCAGGUCCCUUCAAGACCAUGAGUGUCAACCUUGGCCCUGCAGCCCUUGAUCUUCCUGGCGGGUUAGUCCAGUCCAAUCCUCGCCCGCUCGAAUACAACCCUCGCUGCCUCAAGCGUGACUUGAGUGACUCGGUCAAUAAGCGCUUUGCAAACGCUACUUCUGUCCUGAACAAUAUUAUCAAGCCCCAGAAUGUCUUAGACUUCCAGAUGCAGAUGCAGGGCGUCCCCGGCACUGGAGACAUUGGUAUCCAUGGUGGUGGUCACUACGCUCUUGGUGGUGACCCUGGUCGGGAUGUCUAUACCUCCCCUGGUGACCCUGCCUUCUACCUUCACCAUUCCAUGAUUGACCGUGUCUGGUGGAUCUGGCAGAUGCUUGACACCAAGAACCGUAUCAAUGGAAAGGAUGCUCUUGCAGGCACAAACACGUUCCUCAACAUGCCUCCCAGCGCUGAUACUACUUUUGAUGACACCAUCCAUAUGGCCUGGCUUGGACCUGAUAAGCAGAUCAAGGAUCUCAUGAGCACUCAAUCUGGUCCUUUCUGCUAUGUCUACCUGUAG